AUGAAGCCCUCUACUCUGACCGGCGUCUCUGCCGCCAUCACCGGAGCCGUUGCCGUCUCUCGCAACUCUUCGACCACCUCUCCAGUUGCCUGCGGUCCCAACAACUGCACCGACACUCCUCACUUCUCUGAACACGACAAGAAGGAGAUCUUCUCUCUCUUCCAUGGUCAGGACCAGCUCAUGGUCAGCCUCGGCAACACUGGCAGCUGUGACACCGCGACUUUCGGUGCCGAAGAACGUCUGUUCUACAACGCCUGUUACGCAUACCCUCAGAUCAUCAGCACCCGUGCCAGACACAUUCGCGAUGACGACCUCAAGGAUCUCGACGAUACUUGCGUUCUGGCUGCUUUCGACGAGUCUGACUGCACUGGAGACGGCACCAUCAUUGCCGAGCUUGAAUCAGUUGAUGACGCCCACGAUCCAGACGACAACACAGCCCUCUGUGUCUACGACAACCAGGUCAUUGACGACAAUGACGACGAGUUCGAGGCUCUCAAGUGGGUCUGUGGUCCUGGCAUCGACAAGGACUGGGAAAACCCUCGCAACGUCAGCAUCCACUAUCCCGACCCAGACUCCGACGACGACGGCAGCCAGUUGAUCUUCGCCAGAUCAGUUGACGCUGAACUCUCUCGUGACCACGUCACUGUCGCUCCUGCCGACGGUCCCAACUGCAACAGCGCUCAGCACCGCGACACCGACACCAAAGUCCACGGUCACUGCCACUCCUUUGACAAGCCUUUCUCCUCGCUCUCAGCCACCAUCAAGCGUGCAGGCCACAGCAAAGUCGGAGGCUCUGAGCCAUGCUCUGUUCUCGUCUUCAGCGACAUGGACUGCAAGAAGGACGGCGCUGAAGUCGUCGACCUCAACGACACCGGCGCUCUUGGUGUUUGCCACAAUGUCGCUCUUCACCACGGCGACGGCCUUGGUACUCCCAUCGCUGGCCACUCUUGGAAGUGGGUCUGUGGUCGCCAGGACAUCGACGACUGCAUCGGCGGCUCCGGCACUGAUACCGACAUCGAGACCGACAUCGAGACCACCGCUGCCAAGAAGGGCAAGACCCUCACUGUCACCGCUACUACCAGCUUGGCUUGCUCUCUGACCACUGAGGCCGCCCACUCUCUCGACGUCAUCACCAGCGUCGUCACUCAGAAGCCCGUUACUCACACCAUCACCAGCGUCUUCACCAAGACUCAGCUUCGUGUUCGCACUAAGCUCAUCACCAGUGUUGCCACCACUGUCUCCACUGUUCGUCACACUGUGACCAAGCCUUUCAGCACCACCUACAAGGUCUGUGACCUCAAUGCAUCUGCUCAGUCUUGA
Molecule: messenger RNA, 1320 nt
Organism: Aureobasidium musti
Lineage: Eukaryota; Fungi; Ascomycota; Dothideomycetes; Dothideales; Saccotheciaceae
Source: the annotation of a GenBank genome assembly